AUGAACUCGGAGACGGGAGCCGACCAGCUCGUCUCCUGCACCCGCCUCGCUCUGCACGCGCACCUCGCGCCGCCCUGCAUCGCCCUCGCCGCCGCUGAGCAGCGCUGCCGCGUCCCGCCCGUGCUCGCCGCUCGCCGCCGCCCGCUUGUUUGCCGACCGCCCGACCCCGAGCCGACCACCUCGCUCAUCGACCCGACCGCCAUGGGCCCGCCGCUCGAGAAGCGGCGCCGCCUCGAGGGCACGCCCGAAGCCCAGAGCGCGCACAACCUCGCGCCCACCCUCGCCAGCACCCCUCGCCUUCCCUCACCGCUCCCCGGCCACGGCCAGCCGCCGCCUUCCCACUCGAGCGCAACAGCACGAGCGAGCUCGCCCAGCUCGGCGCGGUCCGCGUCGUCCACCGCAACAGCAGGAGCAGGAGCGGGCGCAGCAGGAGGCGGAUCGGGCGGGAGCAAGCCCCGACGAGCGCCCGCCGAGGCCGGCGUGUCGCCCGGCUCAAAGGCGGCCGCCGCGCGCCCCUCGACGAGCGAGCACAGCACGUCGUCCGACGUCAGCGUCGGGACGGGCCGGUACGGCGUGUACUCGAAGGGCGCAGGGCGCGGCGCAGGAGGUGGAGCUGGAGGAGCCGGGUCAGCAGGACGAGGGGCGCACGGCGGCGCGAGCGAGGGCACGACGACCUCGACGCCGUCAGCGGGUCGUGACCCGCAGCAGUACAUCGACAUCCCGUCGCGGAGCAGCGGCGCGAGGCCGGCGUUGCGCUCGCGACUCAUGAGCUCGAACGGCAGCGUCGAGGGGUUGACGAGCAGCGCGGCGGUCGCACCUGGGGACGAGCUGCGCCUCGAGGGCUAUCGAGAUGUCCGCGUCGUGUCCGUGCACUACGACGACGUCGUCGCCUGCCGAGCCAUCAGCACGGCACGCGGCGACGCGCCCGUCGCCCUCAAGUUCAGCCUGUCGGGUCGCUCGAGCGUCGCGGCCAACUUCAAGGCCGAGUCGGCGGUCCUCGCGCGCCUGCGCGAGUCGGGCAUCGUCAACGUCACCAAGGUCAUCGGCAGGGAGGCCGGCCGUUACGGCGCCAUGAUGGUCGUCGCCAACGAGGACCUGCGCAUCUGGGCCGAGGUCCACAACCUGCGCCACCGACCACCUCCGCCAUCCUGGAACGACCCACACGCCCUCGUCCGCACGAUCGACGACGCCAUCAAGGCCGUCCGCCUCAUCGCGUCGAUCCACAAGGCCGGCUUCGUGCACGGCUCGAUCCGCCCGACGACCAUCUCGCUCUCGUCCGCCGACGAGGUCCACCUGCACGACUUCUCGUGCGCGUUCCAGUUCCACGGCGCGACGACCGACGCCGAGGCGCUCCCGAUCCGCGAGCGCGGCAUGAAGGAGGAGAGCCUGCCGUACCUCGCGCCCGAGUGUUCGGGCCGCGUCGGCCAGACGGCCGACUACCGCAGCGACUACUAUUCGCUCGGCGCCACCCUCUUCGAAAUCUUUACCGGCCAGGUCCCGUUCGCCGACUCGGUCGACCCGCUCGAGGUCGUCCACGCCCACAUCGCCAAGCGGCCCGCCCUCAUGUCGACCAUCGACGCCUCCAUCCCUCUUCCCCUGUCGCUCAUCGUCGCCAAGCUCCUCGAGAAGAGCCCCGACGCGCGGUACCAGACGAGCCAGGGCCUUAUCGUCGACCUCGAGAGCGCGCGCAGCCUCAUCACGGGCCCGAUCACGUCGAGCUCGAGCGGCAGCAAGUCGUCGUCGGGCGGCGUCCUGUCGCCGCUCAGCCUGAGCACGGCGCACCUGGGCAGCGUCGGCGCCGACUUUGUGCCCGGGUCGGUCGACGAGGCGGCCCACUUCCGCCUCCCGCCGGCGUCCAAGCUGUUCGGCCGCGACGAGAGCAUGCGGCAGCUGCGCGACAGCUUCGAGCGGGUCCAGUCGAGCAAUAAACCGGCCGUCGUCGUCGUCAAGGGCGGGUCGGGCAUCGGCAAGACGAGCCUCGUCGAGACGCUGCGGGCGCCGGCGGUCCAGGCGCGAGGGCACCUCACGACCGUCAAGUUCGACCAGAUCAAGUCGGCCGUCCCGUUCUUCGCCAUCACCCAGUCGCUGUCGGGCCUGUUCCGCCAGCUCUUGUCCGAGUCGGCGACGCAGCUCGCCGUCUGGCGCCGACGCCUCUCGCGCGCGCUUGGCAAGGAGGCGCGCAUCCUCGCCGACGUCCUGCCCUCGCUCGAGCACGUGUUCGAGCGUGGAUGGCUCGCCGAGCAGCCGGUGGUGCCCAUCCUGAGCCCGCAGGAGAGCAACGAGCGGUUCCAGAGCGUCGUCCAGAAGGUCCUGAGGACGUUCGCGAGGGCCGGCAAGCCGCUCGUCGUCGUCUUUGAUGACCUGCAGUGGAGCACGCCGUCCGACAUCGCCUUCAUCCGGUCGCUCGCGCACCUCGGCAGCGACGACGACGACGACCCGCUGUCGUGCAAGAUGGCCAACCCGAUGCUCCUCGUGUGCUGCUACCGCGACAACGAGGUCGACGCGACGCACAUCGUCGAGACGGACCUCCUCGCCAAGCUCCCCCGCUUCGACCUCACCCUCACCCUCGAGCCGCUCAACGUCCACGACGUCGCGUCCUUCAUCGGCGAGGCGCUCCGCAACUCGACCCGGAGCGACAUGACGCCGACCGCGUCCCCGCUUGAGCGCGUCGACGCCAACAUCCGCCGCCUGAGCGAGCUCGUCCUCGAGAAGACGAGUGGCUCGCCGCUGUUCGUCGCCCAGCUCCUCAAGGCGUUCAACGCCGAGGGCCUGUUCACGUUCGACUUUACGCGCGGCAGGUGGGACUACGACCUCGACCUGAUCUCGUCCAAGACGGUGUCGACCAACAUCGUCGAGCUCCUCCUCGCCCAGAUGCGCAAGUACGGCCCUCGGACGCAGAACGCGCUCAAGGUCGCCGCGUGCCUCGGCAGCGAGGAGCUCGACGCGCACACGCUCGCCAAGGCGACCGGGCGCACGCUCGCCGAGCUGUCGCGCGAUGUGCAGGACGCCGUCCAGGAGGGCCUCCUCGUCCCGUUCGGCCAGAUCGCGCUCGACCCCGAGCACCAAGACGGCGUGAGCGGUCCGGCGGCUGUCGACGUGUCGAGCGGAGGAGCGGCAGGUGGGCACGAGCGGCGGCCGGCGGUCGAGGUCGGCAAGAAGAGAAAGCGCGGCGGGCAACUCGACGCCGAGCGCAGGACCUCGAUCAUCCAGAAGGCGCCUGUACCGGCGCGGUACCGCUUCUUCCACGACCGCUCGCAGCAGGCCGCAUAUGCCCUCGUCCCCGUGUCCGAGCGAGGCGCCUUGCACUACGCCAUCGGCCAGCGCAUCAUCGCCGCGUCGACCGACGAGGAGGUGCACGCCGACAUCUUCGACCUCGUUCAGCAGCUCGACCACGGCAUCCAGCUCUUGACGACGACCGAGGAGCGCGACCGUCUCGCCUACUUCAACCUUGUCGCGGCGCAAAAGGCCAACCAGUCGACGGCGUUCGAGGCCGCCCGCAGCUACCUCAUGAUCGCCCUCGACCUUCUCGGCCCUGGAGGGUGGUCGGCCCAGCACGAGCUCAUGAGCAAGGUCGUCGAGCUCCUUAUCGAGAUCGAGUACAGCUUGACCGACUACCCGGCGGCGCAGCAGUUCGUCCGCCAGUACCUGGCGCACUCGAAGAACGACGUCGACAAGCUGCGCGUGUACGCCCGCUCGAUCCGCUGCGCGACGGCCACGGGCGACUCGAGCGGCGCGAUCGAGAUUGGGCGCGAGGGCCUCGCCAUGGUCGGCAUCGUCCUGCCGGGCACUGCGGCAGAUGCCGAGGCCAAGGUCGCGUCGACCCGCAAGGAGCUCGCCCUGAGCGUCGACGCCAUCGAGGCCCUCGCCUCGGCGCCUCUCAUGCAGGACCCGGUCGCCGCAGGGUGCCAGGCUAUCCUCGCCGCCCUCGUUCCGCCCAUCUACUUCGUCCGCAUCGACCUUCUCGGCGCCCUGUCGUCCCUCUCGCUCGAGCUCUCGGUCGCGCACGGUCUGAGCGACGCCGGCGCCCUCCUGUUCACCUUGCACGCCAUCCUCGUCCGGGACCAGUUCCGCCAACCUGUCGAGAGCUUUGCGUACGGCAAGGCGGCGGUCGCCUUCUUCGAGCGCCACGGCGGCAGCCCGCUCGCGUGCCCGACCUACAAGGUGUACUCGUCGCAUGUCGCCGUGUGGGCCAUGCCGCUUCAAGACGUGUUCCCGACCUUCCGCACGUCCAUCGCCUACGGCAUCGAGUACCGCGACGCCGAGUACCUCGGCUUCGGCUGCGGCGAGCUGUGCUCGUACUCGCUCCUCGCAGGCGUGUCGCUCACCGAGAUCGGCAGCAACAUCGACCGUUACGCCGUCCUCGUCCGCAAGUUCCGGAACGAGCUCUCGUCGACCUACAUCGGCCUCGUCCAGCAGGCCGUCCUCUGCUUACUCGGUCGCGCCGCCGACCCGGCCGAGCUCGACGGCGAGGCGUACAGCAUCGCCGACUACCACAUGUGCCGCGAGAGAGGCUAUGUCCUCACCCUCCUCGAGUUCCACAUGCUCCGCCUCAUGAUCGCCGUCUUCCUCGGCGACUCGGUCCGGGCCAAGGAGUCGCGCGAGCUCGGCAGGGAGAGCCUGAGCGGGGCUCAAGGGCUCGUCUAUACCGUCUUCUUCCAGCUCUUUGCGGCCGUCUCGCUGUACGACGAGCACGACUCGAUCUCGCCCGAGGAGCGCGACCACAUCGACAGCGCGCACAAGCUUCUCGACGACCUCGCCAUCAGCCAGCCCGACAACUUCCUCCCGCUCAAGCUCUGGCUCGACGCCGAGCGAGUACGAGCUGCGGGCGACGCCGUCAACGCGGUCCCGGCGUACGACCUCGCGAUCGAGGCCGCCACCGGUCGUCGGGCCAUCCACCUCGCGGCGUGCAUGAACGAGCGCGCCGCCGCCUGUUUGCCGAGCGUCAAGUUGCGAGCCGGGUACCUGAUCGAGGCGCACGCCCUGUGGGCCGCGUGGGGCUGCGUGCCCAAGACGACCAAGAUGGAGGCCGACCACCUGCACCUGUUCCCGUUCAAGCCGUCGACGACGCAGCGCCUCGCGCCGACCCCGACCCCGACGCCGCCUCUUCCUCCUCCCGGCGGGUUCGGCUCCGACUACAUGCAGGCCCGUCCUCCCUCGAACGAGACGACCGAGCACACGUCGUCCUCGUCGACCGGCGACAAGGUGGACGAGCCCAACCCGGUACGAGGCUGGACGAGCCAGCCGGCCAACGGCAGCGCGAGCAGGCGCCAGUCGCACGGCUCGCACGGCUCGCACUCGGAGAACCACGACGUCGACAUGGUCAGCCAGUCGCGCAGCCUGGAGCACGGCGACGUGUACGGGCGCUCGCACCUCGCCACCGAGCUCGACCUGCGCACCGUCGUCACGGCCUCGAGCGUGAUCUCGGGCGAGCUCUCGGUCGACAGCGUCGUCUCGAAGCUCCUCAACCUGUGCCUGCGCACGGCCGGCGCCGAGAUCUGCCUGCUCGUCCUCGACAAGGGCGGCACGCUCUGCGCCGAGGCCAUCGCUCGCUCCGACUCGAGCGAGGUGCAGCAUCUUCGUCGCACCGACGCCAUCGACGUCCAACCCGAGCGCUAUCCCUGCUCGGUCAUCAACUACGUCGCUCGGUCCAAGGAGAUGGUCGUCAACACGCUCGACACGCUCGGCGAGGCCAUGAUCGACCCGUACCUGCAGACCCGCCGGCCCAAGUCGAUGCUCUGCCUCUCGCUCGCGAGCCAGCAGCGCGUCAUCGGCGUCCUGUACAUGGAGAGCGGUCAGAUGGAGAACGCCUUUACGCCGGACCGCCUCGAGAUCCUGUCGCUCAUCAGCGGUCAAGCCGCAGCGACCAUCGAGAAGGCGCGCCUCGUCCAGGACCUCAAGAAGACGAACCAGGACCUCCAGAGCUCGCAGGGCGCUCUCGAGGCGUCGAACCGCAACCUCGAGACCAAGGUCGCCGACCGCACGAUCGAGCUGCGGCAGAAGGCGGCGCUCUUGCAGGCCGAGGUGGCGGAGAAGGAGCGUGCGCAAGCCGAGAUGCGGCAGGCCAAGGAGGUCGCCGAGAGCGCGACCGAGAUGAAGUCGCAGUUUCUCGCCAACAUGUCGCACGAGAUCCGCACGCCGUUCAACGCCGUCGUCGCGCUCUCGUCGCUCCUCCUCGACACGCAGCUCACGCCCGUCCAGACCGACUAUGUCGAGACGAUCAAGAACUCGUCGCAGGAGCUCCUCGUCGUCAUCAACGACAUCCUCGACUACUCCAAGAUCGAGCUCGACCACCUCGAGCUCACGUCCGAGGCCGUCCAGCUGCGGUCGGUCCUCGAGUCGUCGAUGGACAUGGUCGCCGAACGUGCCGCCACCAAGUCGGUCGAGCUCGCGCUCGUCAUUGAGGAGGGCGACAUCUACAUCGAGGGCGACCUCGCUCGGCUGCGCCAGAUCGUCGUCAACCUCCUGUCGAAUGCCGUCAAGUUCGUCCAGGAGGGCGAGAUCGUCGUCACGGCGUCGUCCGAGGCGGCCGGUGUCGACGAGCAGGGUCGGCCUCGCCGUCUGUGCAAGAUCAGCGUCAAGGACACGGGCAUCGGCAUCGCCAAGGAGAACUUUGGGCGCCUGUUCCGUGUCUUCUCGCAGGCCGAGGGCGCCGAGACGUCGCGCAAUUUUGGCGGCACCGGGCUCGGCCUCGCCAUCAGCCGCAAGCUCGCUCGGCUCAUGGGCGGCGACCUCACCGUCGAAUCCGAGCUCGGCAAAGGCUCGACGUUCGCCGUCACGUGGCACGCUCGAGCCCUCGACCCGCCUCGCCAGGACCCGUACCUCCCGUCCGAGAACCGCGACCUCGCCGGCAAGCGCGUCCUCGUCGUCGACGUCAACAAGACGAGCCGGCUCGUCCUCAGCCAGCUCCUGUCCUCGUUCGGCCUCCUCCCUCGAGCCCCCGACAACGUCAGCGACGCGUUCGCGAUGGCGACCGACGCGGCCCACAAGCACCAGGCGUUCGACCUCAUCAUCGUCGACGCGUUCCUCCCCUCGUUCGGCGCCCAGAUCCUCCUUCGUCGCCUGCGCCAGAAGGGCCUCGACUCGCCCGCGAUCGCGCUCACUCGCAUGGGCUCGCCGAUCUACGAGGAGAUGCGCCAGCUCGACUGCAAGUUCCUCAUCAAGCCGAUCAAGCGCAACCGGCUGCACCACACCUUGCGCCUCGUCUUUCCCGCCGGCGAGUCGUCUCGAGUCGCCUCGCCCGCACCCGCGAGCCCCGCCUUCCCGACCAACCUCGCGACCCGCAACCCGCUCGCCAUCCUCGUCGCCGAGGACAACCCGAUCAACGUCAAGGUCAUCAGCCACCUCCUCAAGCGUAUGGGCUACAGCUGCGACCUUGCCGAGGACGGCCUCGUCGCCGUCGAGAAGGCGUCGCGCAAGCGCUAUGACCUCAUCCUCAUGGACCUCAACAUGCCUCGGAUGGACGGCUUGACCGCGACCGCCGAGAUCCUCAAGCUCAUGCCCGACCCGGACCAGCGGCCAUCUAUCGUGUGCCUGACGGCCAACGCCAUGGCCGAGGACCGCAUCCGUUGUCUCGAAGCCGGCGCCGACGGCUACGUCUCGAAGCCAAUCCUCGUUCCCGAGCUCGUCAAUGCGCUCAACGCCGCCGGGUCCCGUCGCGCCGCCUCGUACGGCCCCGCACCUCCUCCUCCCCCUCCCUCGAGCUCCGGCCCCGCCUUCCCUUUCGAGCUCGAGCUCCCGACCUCUCGCCUCGGGCGCGCGAGCCGCAAGAACUCGAGCGUGUCGAGCCGCAGCACGAGCUCGCAGGACAAGCGCAGCGGCGCGAGCAGCGUCAGCCCCGAGCCGCAGGGCAUCACGACGAGCGCCAAAGUGAGCCCGACGGCCGGCUUCCCCUUUCCGAGAGCGGGGACACCUUCUACGGUCGUCGGUGGAGCAGGCGCUGCGCCGCACGGCUCGCUCGGCGCGACGUCGCCGGCCAAGGUGAGCCCGACGCCCGUCUUUACGCCGCCGACGCCCGGCGGCAUGACGGUCGCGCUUGCGGCGGCGGCCGCCGCCAACAACGCGGCAAGCCGGCCUGGGUCGUCGACCGAGGCGGCGGCUGCAGCUGCGGCGGCGGCGCUGCUCAAGGCGCCUCUCUCGCCGACGCAAAAGUCGCCCGACCUUGCUCCUGGUUCUCGAGCCUCGAGCGCGCCCUAG
Molecule: messenger RNA, 8193 nt
Organism: Rhodotorula graminis WP1
Lineage: Eukaryota; Fungi; Basidiomycota; Microbotryomycetes; Sporidiobolales; Sporidiobolaceae
Exons: 23
Coding region: 1-8193 (2730 amino acids)
Biological process (GO): protein phosphorylation; phosphorelay signal transduction system
Molecular function (GO): phosphorelay sensor kinase activity; ATP binding; protein binding
Source: RefSeq, a predicted model, not a curated record